This is a messenger RNA of Otolemur garnettii (small-eared galago), 5583 nucleotides long. RefSeq names its product trafficking kinesin protein 1 (gene TRAK1). The transcript is spliced from 17 exons. Gene Ontology annotation, cellular component: dendrite. Gene Ontology annotation, biological process: neurogenesis; anterograde axonal transport of mitochondrion; endosome to lysosome transport. NCBI's taxonomy places the organism in Eukaryota, Metazoa, Chordata, Mammalia, Primates, Galagidae. Bases 846 to 3527 code for a protein of 893 amino acids. Gene Ontology annotation, molecular function: GABA receptor binding. The record is from RefSeq and is a predicted model, not a curated record.
CGUCCCCUGGAGAGGGGCCGCGCGCCGAAGGGAGCGCGGGGGAGCCGAGCUCAGCCCCUGCGCCCCCAAGAGUCUUGAGCGCUCAGACGACCUCUGCGUCCCGCAACCCCGGACCCGGAUCCCGGGAGCGCCCGGUCGGCGGCGCCGAAGCGGAGCUCGGCCGCGUGUGCCCGGUGCCGCCCGGCCGGCUGCAGCGGAGGGACCCGGAGCCGCCGGGCGGCGGGGGCCAGGCCGAGGAUAAGGCGGAGGAGGCAGUCGGGAGAGCUGAGUGCCGGGGUAGCCCAGCGCCGGAGGCCCCCCGGACCGCGCUCCGUGCGCCUCUUGCGGAUUCCCUGUGAGGAGCCCCUGCUGGUGCACCAGACCUACUGGGGGCUACCUGCCCAACUGCCCCAGACUCCGGCAGUGGGGCCCCCGAUGGCAGUGGGCACCUCCCUGUGAAACUUGCCAAGCUGGACGCCACAGCUCUGCACGACGACACUUUGGCCAGCUCUGUGCCCGCUUCGGAGGUGUGCAACCAUGCAGUCCUAGCCUGCAGCCCGGGCAUCCCCGAGGAACACUAUAUAAGUGAGGCUGUGGAAGAUGCUCCCAGCUCCAGAGGGUACCGGGAUGCCUGCACCAUUACCGAUGUGUGCAACAGCACCGACCUUCCGGAAGUCGAGAUCAUUAGCCUGCUGGAGGAGCAGCUGCCCCAUUAUAAGUUAAGAGCCGAUACCAUCUACGGUUAUGACCACGACGACUGGCUCCAUACACCUCUCAUUUCUCCAGAUGCCAACAUCGACCUCACAACCGAGCAAAUUGAAGAGACACUGAAAUACUUCCUUUUAUGUGCUGAAAGAGUUGGCCAGAUGACUAAGACAUAUAAUGACAUAGAUGCUGUUACUCGCCUUCUUGAGGAGAAAGAGCGGGAUUUAGAGUUGGCUGCUCGGAUCGGCCAGUCAUUGUUGAAGAAGAACAAGACACUAACUGAGAGGAACGAGCUUCUGGAGGAGCAAGUGGAACACAUCAGGGAGGAGGUGUCUCAGCUCCGGCAUGAGCUGUCCAUGAAAGAUGAGCUGCUUCAGUUCUACACCAGCGCUGCGGAGGAGAGCGAGCCUGAGUCCGUCUGCUCAACCCCGUUGAAGAGGAAUGAGUCAUCCUCCUCAGUCCAGAACUACUUCCAUCUGGAUUCUCUUCAGAAGAAGCUGAAAGACCUUGAAGAGGAGAACGUGGUACUUCGAUCCGAGGCCUCCCAGCUGAAGACAGAGACCAUCACCUACGAGGAGAAGGAGCAGCAGCUGGUCAACGACUGCGUGAAGGAGCUGCGAGAUGCCAAUGUCCAGAUUGCCAGUAUCUCAGAGGAAUUGGCCAAGAAAACUGAAGAUGCUGCCCGACAGCAAGAGGAGAUCACACACCUGCUGUCACAAAUCGUUGAUUUGCAGAAAAAGGCAAAAGCUUGCACGGUGGAAAAUGAAGAACUCGUCCAGCACCUGGGAGCUGCUAAGGAUGCCCAGCGGCAGCUCACGGCUGAACUGCGUGAGCUGGAGGACAAAUAUGCAGAGUGCAUGGAGAUGCUUCAUGAGGCGCAAGAGGAGCUGAAGAACCUCCGGAACAAAACCAUGCCCAACACCACCUCCCGGCGCUACCAUUCCCUGGGCCUGUUUCCCAUGGACUCCUUGGCAGCAGAGAUCGAGGGAACAAUGCGCAAGGAACUGCAGCUGGAAGAGCCCGAGUCUCCAGACAUCACUCACCAGAAGCGUGUCUUUGAGACGGUGAGAAACAUCAACCAGGCCGUCAAGCAGAGGUCUCUGACCCCUUCCCCCAUGAACAUCCCUGGCUCUAACCAGUCCUCAGCAAUGAACUCCCUCCUGUCCAGCUGCGUCAGCACCCCCCGGUCCAGCUUCUACGGCAGCGAUGUUGGCAACGUUGUACUUGACAAUAAGACCAACAGCAUUAUCUUGGAAACAGAGGCAGCAGACCUGGGAAACCAGGAGCGGAGUAAGAAGCCCGGGACGCCGGGCACGCCGGGCUCCCACGACCUGGAGACGGCGCUGCGGCGGCUGUCCCUGCGCCGGGAGAACUACCUCUCGGAGAGGAGGUUCUUCGAGGAGGAGCAGGAGCGGAAGCUGCGGGAGCUGGCGGAGAAGGGCGAGCUGCGCAGCGGCUCCCUCACGCCCACCGAGAGCAUCAUGUCCCUGGGCACGCACUCCCGCUUCUCCGAGUUCACCGGCUUCUCCGGCAUGUCCUUCAGCAGCCGCUCCUACCUGCCCGAGAAACUGCAGAUCGUGAAGCCGCUGGAAGGUUCUGCCACCCUUCACCACUGGCAGCAAUUGGCCCAGCCUCACCUUGGGGGCAUCCUGGACCCCCGUCCUGGUGUGGUCACCAAGGGCUUCCGGACACUGGACGUUGACCUGGAUGAAGUGUACUGCCUUAACGACUUUGAAGAAGAUGACACAGGUGACCACAUUUCUCUCCCGGGCCUAGCUACCUCUACGCCAGUUCAGCACCCAGAGACCUCAGGUGAGAGGUCGCGAGCACACGUGACUGUCUCAGGCAGCAGAAGUUACCCAAGCCGGCCUCAGGCUUCCUCAGAGGAGAUGCAGGAGCCGCCAACGGCCACGGAGGAGGAGGAGGAGGAGGAGGGGUCUGCACACCACCCUGGGAAGUGCAUGUCACAGACCAACUCCACCUUCACCUUUACCACCUGUCGAAUCCUGCAUCCUUCAGAUGAGCUCACUCGGGUCACACCAAGCCUUAACUCAGCCCCAACUCCAGCUUGUGGCAAUGGUAGCCACUUGAAAUCCACGCCGGUGGCCACACCGUGCACUCCACGGAGACUGAGCCUGGCUGAAUCCUUCACUAAUAUCCGUGAGUCCACGACCACCAUGAGCACAUCCCUAGGGCUUGUGUGGCUGUUGAAAGAGCGGGGCAUUUCUGCGGCUGUUUAUGACCCUCAGAGCUGGGACAGGGCCGGCCGGGGUUCCCUCCUGCACUCCUACGCUCCCAGGAUGGCUGUGAUCCCCUCCACCCCGCCAAACUCGCCUAUGCAGACGCCCACAUCCUCCCCGCCCUCCUUUGAGUUCAAGUGCACAAGCCCUCCCUAUGACAACUUCCUGGCCUCCAAGCCGGCAAGCUCCAUCCUGAGGGAGGUGAGGGAGAAGAAGAACGUCCGCAGCAGUGAGAGCCAGACAGACGUGUCUGUCUCCAACCUCAACCUCGUGGACAAAGUCAGGCGGUUUGGGGUGGCCAAAGUGAUGAACUCAGGGCGACCCCAUGUCCCCACAUUGACUGAGGAGCCAGGACCUCUCCUCUGUGGGCCCCCGGGGCCCGCACAAGCCCUUGUCCCUGGAGGCCUGGUACCCGAGAGCCUGCCUCUUGGAUGCCCCACGGUCACUAGUGCCAUCGGCGGGCUGCAGCUCAGCAGCGGUAUCCGACGGAAUCGCAGCUUCCCCACCAUGGUGGGGUCCAGCAUGCAGAUGAAAGCCCCUGUGACUCUCACCUCGGGCAUCUUGAUGGGUGCUAAGCUCCCCAAACAAACUAGCUUACGGUGAGGAUGGGGGGGCUUGUUGCCCUAGAGGAGACCAGCACUCUCCCAUCUUGUACCCCACCCCCUCUUCCCCUCCAGUGCGCUGUCUCCCUCUUCUCUCCUCUGCCCAUCCCCUCCUGAACUACACAAAUCAACCUCGUGCCUAAUAGAGGAAGAGUGAAAACUCUGUAAAAUGUGUAUAUAGGACUUGGGGACCUCAUUUCUGCCCUGCUCUUUCUUCAGAUCCCACAGGAAGCACCCCUGUGCUGGCAUCACUCUCAUGAGGACUCUGCCUCUGCUCACCCGGGGGUAGGGGGUCCUUUUCUUCUUUCCUUUUGAGAAGCACUGAAACUCCCAAGUGUGUUCUUAUCCCAUGGAUAGGAAACCAGUGAAUCCCGUCGUUGACCACCUGUGUCACACACAAUGAGCUGUCAGGGCUCGGGUCAUAAUGCGUCUGGGUGUCGUCCGACACCCUGUCUCGCCCACCCUGUGAGAGCGUAAGGAGCCUCCGUCCUCAGCCACCUGCCGCUGAUGUAGCGUUCAUAUCGGAGAGCUUUUUUCUUUCAUGGGUGGCCCAGCUUCUUCAAGACCUUCACUACUCUGCCUCAAAGGACAGUCGUUUCUUUUGUGAGGUGUGACCUGUUCUUUUCAUGCCUUCAACUUGAAGUCAUCCUGUGUUCUAUAAUCAGCUGUCAGGCCACGCGUCUGACCUGAGAGAGAAUGUAUUUACACUCCUGCUGCAUUUGUUCAGCAGCCCCUUCCAUGUUCUGUGUAAUUUGUUUUAUUUUUCCAUUUUUUUUUAUAUGCAGGGAAGUAAUGGUACUGGUAAUGUAUGUGUUCUAUAUGGUUCUAUGACACCGAAAUAUAAGUUUCAAACACACCACGCUGCUCCUGAGAUAGCAACUUACUUCUGGGACUCAGUGUCACAACCAAAUUGAUUUAAGACCAGACCCAAGACAACUUCAGCAAUAGGAUUAAAAGGAAAGAGCGUAGGGAAAAAGCUUCUCAAAUUUGUCAAUAGUAAAAGUAAAGGGGAAGAACUACAUGCAGAUGAAAUCCUCGGCUGGUUCCAGGGAGAAGUAAGACCUGGCGUGCUGCUGGCUCCCGCCCCUUCUCUGGAAUUCAGGGACGGCCCGUGGGCUUUUGCUGCACAGUCUUUUGUGGCAGCCAGUGACUGGCCACGUGUUGCCCUCUGGUUUCAGAACAGUGAAUGGUCGCAAGGGUCACAACAAUAUUUUUUUCUCCCCUCCCAAGCCCCCUCUCCAAGCCUUUUAUCUCCUUGUACUACUUUUUAUCCUUAGGAAAAGACAGAGGUGCUUGCGAAAAGAACCACAAACAAACAAGGGAGCCUGAUCCUGUUGCUGUCACUGAUUAAGUUUUAAACUCUUAUUUAUUAUCUGUGUGUGCUGUAUUUUAAACAAACAUCCUCUCUCCUUCCAGCUCCAGACAUCGUGUGUCUGUGGCAUUCCAAUCCAAGCAUUUAAUUUAUUUAUUCUAAUCUGAGGACUGCACUUUACAUCCUGGUGGUCCACGACCCCUUGUUCCAGACAUUCACAGAAGGAAAACAUCCUGUGUAACUGAAACUGUCAUUGUGUCCUCUGCCCUGCAGAAGAUGUGCCCUUCAGUUAGCUGAGGAUAACUCCGUGUCCACCAAGGAUACUGUGAGAAAGUCCCCAAGGAGCAGGCUUCAGUCCCACUAUUUCAAACCUAUUUAUUCUCUAAAAACAAAAGAGUGUUGGUUAAUUAUGUUCUCGAUUCUCCUUGCUGUUGUAUGUGUGCGCUCACUGCGAGUAACUUAUAUCUUUUUAUUUGAAUGUAUUUCAAAACAGUAAGUAGAAUAACAAAGGAAUAGGAAAACUAUGGACUGAAUGGACCACUUUAUGUCUUCAGAGAGAGGAGCCACUUAUCACCAGAAAUACCAUGUAAAAAUCAGCAAUUCGGAGGUUGCCGUAUUUAGCAUAGUAAUAAAUGACCAACCUGUGCAACCACUACCAAAAGUGUGUUGUAAUGCAUCAAAAAUCAACAGUAAAAUUUUAUUCGCUAAUGAGUAUCAAUAAAAUAAGUUCAAAUGAUGGAAACCA